Messenger RNA from Chenopodium quinoa (quinoa), 4065 nucleotides. RefSeq lists its product as uncharacterized. Gene Ontology annotation, molecular function: acyltransferase activity, transferring groups other than amino-acyl groups. Lineage: Eukaryota; Viridiplantae; Streptophyta; Magnoliopsida; Caryophyllales; Amaranthaceae. Bases 562 to 2472 code for a protein of 636 amino acids. The transcript has 14 exons. The record is from RefSeq and is a predicted model, not a curated record.
UCUAUUUUAAUAACAUCUUAAAUGUUUUCCACAUAUGUUGAGGCGGAACAAAGGAUGUACUUUGUUUCUAAGACCCUAAACAUGAGCAAGAUUGCAAUUUGAUCUCACAAAAACAUCUUGAUUAUUCUGACAUCAGGGCGUUUUCUACAUGGCUGGUAAUACCGUGUGCUCAGCUAACACACACUAAAAACACUAACUUGGUAACCCAUGACCGAUCGAGUAACCCCGUAACUUGAGUAUCAUGUGACUGACCGAGUAACCCCUACCAUACUAGCCACAUAUAAAACUUAUUCGGAUAAAGGUGUAAAAUGAAAUACUAGGAAAAAAAAAAAAAAAAAAAAGGAAAUAGGUCCCAAAUUCUACCCAAAUUCCCAAUUAUUUGCAUUUUCAAUUUUCAAGCGAUCCCAUUAAUCAGUCCAUAUAAAAGGCCCAAAAGCCCAAGCAUUUUUUAUUUUUUAAUUUUUUUUUACCAAAAGCUUUGGCGCUAAAUUAUUAUAAAAGACUUCCGCCAUUACAAAACAUUUCAACAUUUUCAAAAUAAACACUCUCAAAAUUACUCUAAUGGCGCGGAAGAAACCCUCUUCCUCAAGCUCCAACAAUUUCACACCCAUUUCAAUUGGAAAUUGCGAGGUUUUUGUUGAUGGAGCCGAUAAGAGUUUCAAAUGUGAAACAAAUCAGGAUUCUGUGCUGAUUUCUGCUUCAAAAAAGAUCAAAAUCAAAAUUUCAGUGGCGGAAGGUAUAAACAAAAGCCAAAAAUUAGAUGAAAAGGAGAAAGAAGGAGAAUCUACUUCAUCUGUCGAUUGUCAAUUCUUGCUUAUUAGUCCUAAAGAUGCUGGUAGUCGUACCAAGUCUAUGCUUCAGGACAUCUUAAGUUUGUACACGAAAGAGCUGCCUUCCAUGAACUAUGCUGCUAACACUGGAAAGCAAUCGUCAUUCCUUGAAAGAUGUGUUUCAAGCGGGAAGUUCUGCACCCUUGUUUUGAGUCAGAAGUGUUCUGAAGACUCGGACAAGGUUAUUGCAGCAAUUACUUAUCAAAUUAUCCCGACCGAUACACAGUAUGCUGAAAUUCCACUAGCUGCCGUUAGUUCAUCAUGCCAGCACAAGGGAGUUGGCCGACUCUUGUACACGGAAUUAAGAAAGAGACUUCAGGAUGUCGGCAUAUCCACUAUUUUGUGCUGGGGAGACAAAGAAUCAGAAGGAUUUUGGCAUAAACAGGGAUUUGUAUCAAUAGCAGAGGUGAAUACCAAAGGUAGAGUUCGUAAGCUUCCUAUCAGAGCAGAUAUACGCCGGGCACUAUGCUUUCCUGGUGGUUCAACACUCAUGGUUACUCAUCUAAGUGAGAAUCUCCAUGAUAUUGAGGUUUAUUCGAUAAAGUUGUGCUUGGACUCAGCCAAGAAGUCAACCUCAGCAACUGAUGAGUUUUACAGCCUAGCGGGUACUGAGGUGGCUUUUGCUUCAGCAUUAGGAAAUGAGAAUGGCCAAGAAAACCUACAGCUAGAGCCAAAUGAGAGCAUAUCAGUACAAAGCCACCAGCAUUUGGUUACCCAGGAGAAAGUGGAUGGUGAUGCAGUAGAUGAAUCAUUAUCUGCCGCAGUGGUUGCCAAACAAAUUUCUUCAACCUAUAAACGGAAUACAAAGAGGAGGGUUUGGGAAACUUCCUCUUCGUCAUUGAACUCCAAAAGAGUAAAGGCUGCUCAAGUUUUAGAUCAGUCAUGUUCGGAUUCUAUUAUGGUUUCAAACAAGCAAGGCAAAGAUGAUUUUCCUUCUGAUGGGGCUUUCUUGGGAUUAGAAGAAAAUAUGUUAUCGAUGAAGGACAAGACUGCAAAUUCUUCAAUGGCUUCUGACGGGUUUGAGGCAAGGGGAAUGUACUUUAAUAUCAUGUUAAUGGAUAUUGCUGCUGGACCUAAAAAAGUUUAUCUUACAAAGAUAGUAGAAGACCUUGGUGGAGCUAUCACUGCAGAUGGAAGCUCAUGUACACAUGUUCUUGUAGGAAAAGUCAGAAGAACGUUGAACUUCUGCACUGCUUUAUGUUCUGGGGCUUGGAUACUCUCACCAAAUUGGCUAAAAGAAUGUUCCAGGAAAGGCACAUUUGUUGAUGAAUGUCCCUUCCUUCUCAAGGAUGAGGAUUACUUAAUGAAGUACAGGGUUGAUCUAGAAGAAGCUGUUCUUAGAGCCAGAAGAAAUCCUCAAGGAUUGCUCAAAGGAUAUACUAUCUGCCUUACAACUCAUGUUCAUCCCCCUAUUAACAUGCUAUCAGCUGUUGUCAAAUCUGCUGGUGGUGAUGUACAUGUUGGUUUUAGCAACAGAAGCGAAAAGUCAAGUACAAUCUUUGUCGCAAGUGAAGAAGACAUGGAAGAAGCACUGUUAGCUGUGAAGAAUGGCCUUCGAACAUUCAGUAGUGAGUGGUUUAUGAACUGUAUUAUGAAGCAAGAACUUGAUUUGGAUGCUCCUCAGUUUGCAGAAUCUCUUUGAGAUCUAUCAAGUUCUACUCUCCUAUGCUUUUUUAGGACUGAAAUAGUGAGUAGAUGUAAAUUUUUAACAUAAUAAUGUAUGUAAUAUUUAGUAUUUAUGGAGUGGGAGGAAGGAGGAGAUUAAGUUAGCUACUGCAGGCUGAAAUCUGUAUCAUUUUGCUGAAAUUGUGGGGGAUAUAAAGGAAUCAGCUUGAGUUUUAUUAUUCUCUGAGUCUAUGACUUAAUAUUUAUGUGUGUUUUACUUUAAUAUAUAUAUAUAUAUAUAUUUUUUUUUUAUCAUUAUUAUUUUGUUCCAUUUUUUUUUUUCUUUUCUUUUGAAAUUAGUAAUUACUAGGUGAUUAAGGUGAAUAGAACAAAAAAAAAGGUGAAUAGAAGAAGACCAUAUACAUUGAGUUUUUUUUUUUUUUUCAUCAAAUAAAGCAUUGAUGUGGUCAUCUUAGGAUAUUUUUAUACCUUUUGGUUUGGCGAAAAAUUCCCACAUAAGUUUGAAUUUGAUAAACAUAUGUUGAAGAUAUUUUUCAAUAAUCGACCUAUUUGUACACAAACUAUAAUCUUAUAAAUAUUAGGAAAAUUUGGAUUUUGGUACCACGAAAAUGGGGGUAAUUGAAUUUUAGUACCCAUCUAAAAUUUUAUUUUAAAUUAGUACCUCAAAAAUGACUAAACUAUAGAUAUCAGUACAUCCGUUAGCAUUCUGUCAACUUUGCCGUUAGUGAGUCCCAUUAUCUAAUUAUUUAAUAAUUUAAUUUAUUAAAAAAAAACAUUUAAUUAAAAAAAAAACUUAAAAAAUAAUUUUAAAAAAAAACUUAAAAAAAAUAAUAGUACCCCGCCACCCAGCCCUACCUCCUUGCACUGACGCCACCCCCCCACCAGCCCUGCCUCCCCGCAACGACGCCCCCCCUACCCACUUGAUCUGAAAACCACCUAGGAAGCACGGAAACGGACUCGGACACGGACACGGACACGACACGGACACGGGAAAACGGCAAUCCUGAAAUAGGGGACACGGGUACGGCGUAUAACAAGUCAUAUAAUAUAUUAAAAAAACGAGAAUUUGACAACUAAUUCAAUAAAACACUAAAUAAUUAGCCUCAAAACACACAAUUUUAAUUAAACAAGUAAAUGAACUAAGUGUACGGACAUAGUCUCAUACAUAUCAAGAAACCAUCAAACCAAAUACACUAGUUUAUAUCAAUGAAGAUAGUCAUGAUUAACCAUAACAAGUCCAACAAAACACAUUAUUCACAUCACAGCAAAAUUAGCAACAACAAGAACCACAGAAACUGAAUUUUCUACUUAUAGAACCACUAAUCAAAACUAAAAUUAGAAACUUCUCUCAAAGCAUCAAAGUUUUCUUAUAUAAUAAAACCAGAUCAAAGAAGCUUAAUAACACAAUUAUAAAGCCUCGUCAUUCACGUUGGUAAUACACUCUUUAAUCAACCAAAUAUGAAGGAGAUAAAUGCUAUCAAAGCUCCAAGUAUAAAAGCAAACAUAAUUACACAAAUCCCAGAACAAUAGGAAUCAAGACACAGUGAACAUUGCAUCUUCAAAACCCCAGGAUCCACAUGCUACAUUUAAUAAACACAAAUGAAAAAAA